AUUACGAAGUAGAAAAAAAAGGGCUUUUCUUCUUUUUCUUUUUCUGUGUUAGUGUUUGGGUAGUGGGAAUCCGCAGGAAAAGAAAAGAAAAUAAAAUAAAAUAAAAAAAACAAGAUGGAGAUUGAUCUUACUCCCCAGUUGGCCAAGAAGGUUUACGGAGGCAAUGGUGGCUCUUACUACACCUGGUCUCCCUCUGAGCUUCCCAUGCUUCGCGAAGGCAACAUCGGUGCCGCUAAGCUCGCUCUUGAGAAGAACGGUUUCGCUGUUCCUCGUUACUCUGACUCUUCCAAAGUUGCUUACGUUCUCCAAGGAAGUGGAGUUGCUGGAAUUGUGCUCCCUGAAAAGGAAGAGAAGGUUCUUGCAAUCAAGAAAGGUGAUGCCUUGGCUCUCCCCUUUGGUGUUGUGACCUGGUGGUAUAAUAAGGAGGAUACUGAGUUGGUUGUUCUGUUCCUGGGCGACACUUCAAAAGCUCACAAGGCUGGUGAAUUCACUGACUUUUUUCUGACUGGCUCCAAUGGAAUCUUCACGGGCUUUUCAACUGAGUUUGUGGGCAGAGCUUGGGAUUUGGAAGAGAAGGAUGUUAAGACCCUUGUUGGAAAACAAUCUGGCAAAGGCAUUGUGAAGCUGGAAGGAAAAAUCAGCCUUCCUGAUCCUAAACAAGAGCAUAGGAAUGGUAUGGCAUUGAACUGUGAAGAGGCUCCAUUGGAUGUCGACAUUAAGGGUGGUGGAAGGGUUGUAGUCCUGAACACCAAGAAUCUCCCCUUGGUUGGUGAGAUUAAUCUAGGAGCUGACCUUGUAAGGUUGGAUGGAAGUGCCAUGUGUUCUCCGGGAUUCUCUUGUGACUCUGCUUUGCAGGUUACUUAUAUUGUCAGGGGUAGUGGUCGAGUUCAGAUUGUUGGUGUUGAUGGCAAAAGGGUUUUGGAGACAACCCUAAAAGCUGGUAAUUUGUUCAUUGUGCCAAGGUUUUUUGUGGUCUCAAAGAUUGGUGAUCCUGAUGGAAUGGAGUGGUUCUCUAUCAUCACCGGGAGCCCUGAUCCUAUAUUUACCCACUUGGCUGGAAGUUCCUCGGUGUGGAAGGCUUUAUCACCUACGGUUCUGCAGGCUGCAUUCAAUGUUGAUGCAGGAGUUGAGCAACUAUUCCGUUCAAAGAGGACUGCGGAUGCUAUUUUCUUCCCACCACCAAAGUAGAAUAAAUAUAUCAUUGCUUGGUUGUAGAGAUUCCUCAUCCAUAUUCCGUCUCAUCAAAACGGAAAAUAAAAGCUUCGUAUGCUCUAGGAACUCAUUAUCUAGUAGGGGACUGUUGGGUUGAGGAAUUAGUGGAGUCUACUUUAAAGUUUUUCUAUUUCAUCAAUAAAGAGUUUGAACCAUUAUUAUUCGAGAUAAGAUGCGUGGUUUAUCUUAUCAAGACGGAAACAAAAUAUUUCUAA
Molecule: messenger RNA, 1427 nt
Organism: Gastrolobium bilobum
Lineage: Eukaryota; Viridiplantae; Streptophyta; Magnoliopsida; Fabales; Fabaceae
Product: glutelin type-D 1-like
Exons: 3
Coding region: 115-1188 (357 amino acids)
Molecular function (GO): nutrient reservoir activity
Source: RefSeq, a predicted model, not a curated record